GACACGGUGACGGAAUUGCAAUAGAUUUUGCUUCUAGCUGAUAUUGAAUUUCCAAAAGACAGGUGACCGAUUUAUAGUUAGCAACGAGUGGCCGUUUACUGAGGUACAGUUUCCUCAUUUUAUCCUGUGACAAUUUAUUGAUCAUUGUAGUCUUUUUAAGUGAUGAGUUGGUUAUAUAAAUUGUGCCCUGCGCUGGAGUUGAGCAAGCACGUGGUUUUAAAUCUGGAAUAUUCGGCCAACUUGUUUAUGAACGAUUCAGGCAUGUCGGCGAAAUUCAUAACACUAGCUUUUAUAAUGGUUCUGGCGACGGAAUGUUUGGCUUUACCACUAUCGCAGUCAGAGAACGAGAUGGAAAAGGCAAGCGCCCAGCCUUGGGAGAGGAGGCUGCGUCGUGGCGCAGCAGGCGCAGGCUCAGACAAAGCGGUUCAAACGCGCGACGCCAGGAUGGAGCGCCUACCGUCUUUACCGGAGGAUCAACGCGAAUUUAUGUCAAAACAGAUCCUCCAAGCUCUGUCAGAGAUAAUUCAUCGGGACGACUGCAUUUCUGACUACCAGGGUUGGGUAGACUUCGGGCGACGGAGCUCCGACUGAAGUUGUUAUUCGCAGUUAACAGUCUACAGCUGUUCGUUUUUCAUUAAAUGACUUGAGACUUGACUUGCA
Electrophorus electricus (electric eel) is the source of this 660-nucleotide messenger RNA. RefSeq lists its product as uncharacterized. The record is from RefSeq and is a predicted model, not a curated record. Gene Ontology annotation, cellular component: extracellular region. NCBI's taxonomy places the organism in Eukaryota, Metazoa, Chordata, Actinopteri, Gymnotiformes, Gymnotidae. Gene Ontology annotation, molecular function: hormone activity.